ACAACGCUCCAUCCUAGUCAAAGUCACCUUCCGUAUAUACUACACACACAUGAUGAUUGGUGUUGCGUCGCCCGUUCAGCUGAUCGCAACCUGACGAUAACCAAAUGCGGCUCCGGUGACGGAACCCCAUGAGCGGCGCCGCCCGUUUCGUCGACGCCAGAGCCCGCCUCGUGUCCGUCAUCGAUGCCUGCCAUGGCGACCCCCGCCGCCUCAAGCGGGUCCUCGCGCGCGCCGUCGUCGCCGGCCUCCUCCCGGACCCCUUCGUUUCGGCCCGCGCUGUUGCAGCUGCAGCACCCUCCGACCUACCCCUCGCCUUCCUCGCCUUCCGCACAGCCGCCCCCCGCCCCUCCGCCUUCGCAUUCGCGGCCCUCAUCCGUGCCCACUCCGCCGCCCCGGACCCCUCCCCCGCGUUCUCCCACUUCGCCCUCAUGCUCCGCUCCUGCCUUUACCCCGACCGCUUUGUCCUCCUCUCCCUUGUCCGCGCCUCUUCCCGGCGGGCUGGCGCCUCGCGCGCCACAGCGCUGUCCCUCCAUGCCGUGGCCCUCCGACGCGGCCUCCUCGGCGACCUCCAUGUCGCGACUUCCCUGCUCCACACUUACGCCUCCGUCGGAUUGCUGAACGCGUCCGCGAAACUGUUCGACGAAAUGCCCCUGAAAACCACCAUCACGUACAAUGCCCUCAUCUCCUGCUGCGCAAAGUCCGCGUGGCACGACUACGGCCUCCACCUGUUUGCGGAGAUGAUCCUACACGGGACUCGCCUCAACGCUGACACAAUUGUCGCGGGCCUCUCAUGCUGCGCCGGACUCGGUGCUCUUGGACAUGGACGGAGCCUGCACGCUCUGGUCUUGCGCCGUCUUCCUCGUAUGACUCCAGAAGUGGGCACAAGCGUUCUGCACAUGUACACCAAGUGCGGCAGCUUGGAGGCCGGACGGAAGGUGUUCGAUGAAAUGGAGACUACAAGGGACGUAUCGGCAUGGACAGCCAUAAUCGGCGGACUGGCCACGCAUGGAUGCGGUGAAGAGGCCAUGGCAUUGUUCGAGAAAAUGACGGAGGAGGGGGUUGCACCGGACAGCAUGGCCUUCACCAGCGCGCUGCAUGCGUGCAGCCAUUGCGGCCUCGUCGAGGUGGGGAUUAAGCUUUUCAACGCGAUGAAGGGAGUCUACGGAGUUGAGCCGAGAAUGGAACACUAUGGAACGAUGGUGGACCUUCUUGGCCGCGCCGGGCGGGUGGAAGAGGCGAAGCGGGUUGUGGAGUCGAUGUCUUUCAAGCCUAACCGUGUCGUUCUGGGUUCUCUGCUCCAUGCUUGCGUCGUCAAUGGGGAGUCGAGGCUGGGGAAGCGGCUGGAGAGACAAUUGUUGAGAUCAGAAUCAGAAGCAGGGGAGGAGGAGGGAGGAUUCUUUGUAGGCGUAUCGAAUUUGUACGCUAAAGGUGGGAGGUGGAAUGAGGUUGGCUGGAUCAGGGACGAGAUGGUGGAGAGAGGGGUGAAGAAGGAGAAAGGGUUUAGCUUGGUAGAGGUUCAUGGCAGGCUGCACAAGUUUUUGGUGGGAGAUACGAGGCACCCAUUGACGAUGGAGAUGCACAGAAUGUUACAUGGAUUGGAUAGGGGAGCGAUGCUUGGAUGAUCAUCUAGGAGAGCAGAUAAACGAUAGCUGCUUCGAUACCUCAAACGCGGCAUCCGUACUGCAUCUCUUUCGUACCAAUAGUUUGGUGCACGGCAGAGACUUUCAGCCGCAUUUCAUCGAACAAUCUCUCGGCGGCACGGACGAUCCCAAAAGUUCGAAUGCAUCGUUACGAGGCGAUUGCAGCCUCAACCUCUUCAGCCUUUCGUUGUAGGACGACAAGUCGUAGAAGGAACAUGAUCAUGAAGAGGACGGUGAAUUGAUCCGCCCACGCGCCUGCUUCCUGCGUUCGACGGUUGGAGUCGACGGCUUCGGCUUCAAGCUCGGCUUGCUAAUGUUUACGUGACACCGCGACUGUUUUAUUAUUUUCCAAUCUUUGUUGGUGGGAAGGAAAAUUAAGUUGAUUUACAAAUAUUUUAUCAAAUCAUCAUGGAUCAAAAUUCUACUUUCCCCGUUA
Musa acuminata AAA Group (dessert banana) is the source of this 2076-nucleotide messenger RNA. RefSeq names its product putative pentatricopeptide repeat-containing protein At5g59200, chloroplastic. Gene Ontology annotation, molecular function: protein binding. The transcript has a single exon. The record is from RefSeq and is a predicted model, not a curated record. Bases 129 to 1622 code for a protein of 497 amino acids. NCBI's taxonomy places the organism in Eukaryota, Viridiplantae, Streptophyta, Magnoliopsida, Zingiberales, Musaceae.